CUCCCCCUCCAAGAGCGUGGAUCUGCUCACGGUGUUGACCCACAUACUGGGCCAGUCUGUACCACGGGGCGGCGGGCAGGGGGAGUUUAUAUGUGGCAAAUGCGUGUGCCUGCUAGAACGCGUGUUCAAGUUUGACACGGUCAUAGCCAGGGUGAGGGUGCUUUCGUCUGAGCGCCUUCAGAAGCUGACGCAGGAGAGGGAUAAAAUCAGACAGUGGGUGCGCCAAAACUACUGCCAUAGACAUCUGCAGGACUUUCAGAGCAGGAGCAGCACCAGCGAGGACGAAGGAGAGGUGGAGAAGGAAGGCUACAGGGAGAUGCUCAAGGAGAAUAUGGCGCUCUCAGAGUAUGAGUGCUGGUCAGAGAAGUGGGACACGUGUCCGUAUUUUAUCAGAACGGGGAAAAGAUGCAGAAAAGGGAAGGGGUGCGAAGGUUGCGAUUCCUUACGGGUGUCCGACUCUGAUUACGAGUCAGUUUGUGGGGUUCCUCGCCACAUGCCUUUCCAGCCCUUCUCCCCAUUGUCCCAGGAUAGAUCCCAGAGCAUGCCCCUCCACUGGCACAGGGUGCCAUCCGUCAACUCCAGCCCAGCCUCCCUGGCAGGGUCCAGUCUCUCGUUACGAGCUCCUUCCCACACGGAGUCCAUUCAGUCUCUUGAUUCUCUGGACGGGAAUGACCCCUUUGAUUCAGCAAGUGAUCAGUCAGUCAACUUCAUGCUGAGAGAGCUGAGAAGUAUUGGAGGGAAGCCGGUCAGUUCGCCAUCAGGAAGUAAAAUCCCCGUUCUGGGCAAAAGGGAUGGGAGGUACCUGGGAAAAAUCGAGGAGACUGCAUCACCCACAGUGACCAGGGUGCUGAACUUUAGGGAUGUGGAGAACGGAGGGGAUGAAAUGGAUGAAGAAAAUGGAGAUGUCCUAACAUUGCUGAGGGACGAGUUCAUGCCUCUUCACCGAGAGAAGACUGCUGCUAGAGUUCAUCAUGGUAUCCGGCACCUAAAAGGCCAACUUGACCAAGCUGCAUCCCGCAUCAGGACCCUGGAGGCUGAGCUGAAACAUGGGAGAAGCAAACAAGUGGAAGUCAACGGAUCACAAGACUGGGCCCCUAAACGUGUCAUUUUCUUCCAGGCUCUCUCAGAUUCUGUGAGUGGCCUGCAGUCAGGAGGGGGCGGGGCUGAACUGGCAGCUAUGUUGAAGGAUCAAGAGGAAAGCAGCGCCACCUUGUGCCAGGAGGUCACCAAGCUU
Molecule: messenger RNA, 1234 nt
Organism: Neolamprologus brichardi
Lineage: Eukaryota; Metazoa; Chordata; Actinopteri; Cichliformes; Cichlidae
Source: RefSeq, a predicted model, not a curated record